Molecule: messenger RNA, 1314 nt
Organism: Cladocopium goreaui
Lineage: Eukaryota; Dinophyceae; Suessiales; Symbiodiniaceae
Source: the annotation of a GenBank genome assembly
AUGUCUGAGCAAAUGGCUCCAGCUGCUGCUCAAGUGGCGCAAGCACUGGGAAAGGAGAAGUUGAAGGUUGUGCUCUAUACUAUCCCAAUGAUGGGUCAUGUCCUGCCAAUGGUAAGCAUUGGGCGCGCCUUGUCGCAACGUGGCCAUCAGGUGAUCUUUGCUGUCUCUGAAGGCCUCGGCAAGGUGGACGACUUGUGCAAGAUGGCAGGAAUGAGAUAUGUUGGCCUGUCAGAUGGUAUAACAGCUGAGUAUUUGAAGACGCAAGAUCCACUUGGACCUGUCUUUGAGGACUUUCUGGAAGUCGAUCAGGCUCCAGUCAACGCCCUUGUGGAAAAGGAGAGCCCGGAUGUUAUCGUUUCUGACUACGCGAGUGGUGCGCCCUUCGAAAUCUGCAAGGAGAAGAACAUUCCACUGGUGCUGAACUAUCCCUUGCCUGGAACUCUGGCUAAAAGGAUGAGACUGCUGAUCAACGUCCCUCUCAUAGGGAGAGUUGUACCUUACGUCUUGGGUAACGGUAUGAAAAAUGGGAUCAUCUUCAUCAACCAUCGCGUCAUGCCAGUCUCCAAUCGGACGCUGAGCAUCGUGAACAGCUCACCAGCCUUGGAUGGGCCGAUCCAAUUUCCAUCCAACUACUUCCUCUCAGGACCUUUGGAUGGAUUCGAGAAAAGGGAACUGUGUCCAGAAAAACACGCGGAUUUGUUGACCUUCUUGGAAAAAGCACGAAGCGCGCAGAAGCCGGUGGCAUACAUCACCACAGGAAGCUUGCUGCAACUAAGCCAAGAGCAGGUCAUUGCGCUGUAUGAAGGCUUUGCUGCCUGUGAUAUGUGGGUGGUAUGGUCUCUGAAGAAGGAGAAGCAACAGCUGCUUCCAGAGGAUUUGCCCGAGCGUUUCUAUGUGAACGCAUGGAUUCCACAGGCUGAACUGGUACAGCGCCCUGAGUUGUUGUGUGUUCUGACGCACUGCGGCUGGGGUGGCACAUUGGAAUGCAUGUUGGCCGGCAAAGCGGUGAUCUGCUAUGCAGGCUUCGGGGACCAGUUUGAAAAUGCCAAACUGAUGAAUGCCCGUGGCUGCGGGCCAAUUGUGUCGGACCCACCCGGAAGUACCGCCAAGGACAUCCAAGCAGCGGUGGAGGAUGUGCUGGAGAACCAGGAAAGCUAUUCUGCGAGCGCCCGGAAAGUGUCUCAAGACCUGCAUGCGUCGCCGGGGCCCACUGCGGUGGCCGAACGCAUUGAAGACGUCGUGAAGAAUGGCAUGGGUGACAUGGUGCCCAAGCCGUACCACCUCCAUGGACCGGAAGGCUGUCAGAUCCAGUGA